CAGAACUGUCUUCUUUUUUUGCCCUCUCUCUUUAUCAUUUACUCUCUCUACAACUGUUUCCUCUUGAUAAUUCUUCAACGUUGCACCUGCUCCAAUACCUUGGCAACUCUGGACCGUCGCUGUCACGAGCCCGCCGCUUCAAUUUACCCUUCCUUUUGCAAGUGAUCCACCUCUUGUCUAUCCUUCAUAAAAAAAAUUAGGUUCCUUAUUCUAAAUGCCCCCACCCAAAUUACAUGUUCAGCAGAUUCGCCUCGAUAGUGUCAUCAAAAAGGUCCCUGCAAAACAAAGAAACGGCCAAAUCUUUGUUCUUUUACAAGACGUCCAAGAUGUCUUUGAAAACGCCAGACGUCUAGAGUACGAAGGUGUUAGUGUGCCAUUUAUGACUGAUGAGAAUGAUGUUAGGAUCAAGCCAUAUCGCAUCGAGUUCUAUGAAGACUGCAUCCUUGAUGUCAUAAUCGGUCCUGCACCGGAAAGCGGGUUGGUAAUUAACACAAGUGAUCCCAUCACUAUCCCUUCACCUCAGUCCACAGCUCCAACUACCCCUGCUUCCUCCUUCUCUGGGAGCUUUCCUUCGCCUCGCUCGCUCUCACCUGCUUCUGUAGCGCCACUAUCCAUUGUCCGGCCAUCUUUGGCAGGGACCUUAUCUGCCGUGCCUGAAACCAAAGACGAGACCAUGCAAUCAAGCAACUUCGGUUUUCAAGCUAUUUCGCCUGAGAUGCGUGCACGGACGGCGUCAGUUACAUCCUUCUCCACUACCUUUACUGCUCAUGAAGAGAGUUCACCUCUACAACCAGCAUUGUCUCUUGAUGCUACUACGAGGGCAAGGUCAGCCUCACAGCAGUUCAUGAAUGGAGACCUGUUCUCGCCGGAAACGCGCCCUCAAAGUGAACCCCAAGACAUGUCGCCGACUAGUCCGCUUAAUCGUGCUAUGAACACCGUUCAUACAAUUCCAGUUUAUAUACCACCAGAGGUUGUCUUGGAGGACGGGGAUGGAGGGCAGAGGCCUCUCUUAGACCCUCAGCAGCAACAACAACCUCAAUUUGAAGAUACGAACUCGCAAUUCUCGCAUCAGCAGCAGCAACAGGCCACACUGUACAGCAAUACCGUUGACUAUCAGCCAAAAACAGCUUUUAAUCGACCACCUCCGCCAGUGCCUGACCUGAAUGAUGGUACACACCAAAACCGUCUCCAACAACAGCAAUACCCACAACAAUACUCUCAGCAAAGUUCACAACCAUAUCAACCUUCUUACCAUUCGCAGUAUCAGCCACUCUAUCACCUUCCAUUCGAACAAUAUGACCAACAACAGCAAAAACAAGACCAACAGCCAGCCACUGUACUAGAUUCUCGUCCACCUAUUCAGACAAGACCACAAACCAUGGCAGAACCGCCUUCCGACCCUACCCGCCUAUUCCAACGCUUAACAAUCGGACAUGCGCCUCAGACCUUGGAUCCAGAAGGAAGGGCGAUCCUGGCCUCGUCCCCAACAGCAACAUCUUUUACCGCUUUUCCACAGUCCAUUGAUUCACAGACAUCCCCCCAGAAUAUCCCCAUUCAAAUUGAGAAAAGUUAUAAUAUCAGUGCCACUCAUACAAAUCUAGAUAUUGAUUCUACUCCAGAAACACGGAGCUGGCAACAAGAAAAUGAUUCAAAAGUCAAAGAUCUUGAAAUGAAGCUUAAGCGGGCGCAAGACCAAACGCUAGCUUAUGCGAGGAAGAACCGUGAUUUGGCUAGGGAAUCAGCUCAGAUGUCGAUCAAGAUCAUGAACAAAGCAACUACUAUCCAAAAUAAAGUUCAGGCGGUCUUGACGCUGAAUCAUGAGCUUCACGAGAAUCCCGUCCCGCGACUAUUCAUUGUUUUGCCAGUGUUGAUGUUGGAGUCGACUCAAUCACCAGGAGGCCAACUUCCCAAUAUGAAACCAUCGGUAGCGCCACCAACCAGUGGUCAGAGGAAAUUCCGCCUUCAUUUUCUGUGCGAAUGCGGACAGUUCACAAGACCACUACGGUCAUCAGGCCUAAAUCAUAUUCACUUUGUGGAGCAUGAGGGAUACGAAAUAGAGCGUCCAGUUGAGUUCUUUGAGAAGUAUGGACCAUUCAUUCGCAGCCUCUCACAUCUGAUUAGGAAGGGUGUCAACUGCGGAACAGUUUCUAUUCCCCCCUUACUUGGAGCUACAGAUCAACAACAGCAGCAGCAAAAACAAUUCCAGCAGCCAACAGACCCAAACAGUAUAUAUCGUGCAUAUGCAGUUGGGCAGGAAAUGUUGAAAAACCAGAUCCUGGAUACAAGGUUAGAGGAGGCGAUUGAAUACUUAGAUUCUAUUGACAUGCAGGACGAUGGCUUGAGUCAAGAUUCAGUUAAAUACUUUGAUGGAGCCGACAUUCGUCAACUUCAAGCAUAUGUCAAAAUCACAUCUAAUGAAGCAGCAUGCCCAGCCAACCUUUACAAAAUUGUCACUAGUCAUGGGCAUGCCAAGUGGAUCUGCGAAGAACACUACCGAUCGACGAUUCGCUAUGCAGAUGAAAUUUCUUUUCAAAAGGAUAUCUCUGCGAUGGGUGGACAAUAUAAUAUUCGGACAGGACAGGCAAGGAUUCAGUUGACAUCUACUCAGGAUGCAAACCAAUUCUACAAAGCCAUGAGCAAAGUCAGCAACCUUCAUGAGCUUGAUAUAGUUUUCAAGUGGCAGUUUAAAGAAAGCGACCUCCAAACCCUUGCUCAUGUUAUCAAUGAGUCCAAUAUUCGGGCCCUAGCUCUUGAUGGGGGUCGUCAUAAAACCAAUUCACCAACAAAGAAAGCCAUGAACUUUGGCAAGAAAUAUGACCCUUUGCUUCAAGUGAUCUUUGGCUCUAAGAUUGGUUCUCUCAAAUUGAUUAAUAUGCCUUCGCUAAUGAACAAGAUUUCUGCCAAGCAACCGUAUCAGGGCCUAUCGGCAACAGUGAACAGGACUAAGGCAUUGCAUCUGGAAAACGUGGGUGUACUAGAUUUCGCGGGCUCGGAAGAAAAAGCUAGCCAUUCUCUGGGCAUGAAUCUCAAUCUCAACAACAGUGUCUCACGCAAUCCCGCCCUGUCAUUUCUGAAAGUCUUGUUGACAAGUUUUCAGAGCCUUUCAGAGAUCAGCCUUCCUGGAAUGAACAUCCGAGAUGAGGGCGUCGCGCUUCUGACAGAACAGAUCUCUCUUCAGAAGACUUUGCGACGACUUAACCUUCAUAAUAAUGCUAUCUCGCCACUUGGAGGACGCUCCUUAGGGGCAUUGUUAUCGCACGAGAAAGCUCUAACGGCGCUGGAUUUGGGCAUGAACCCAAUAGGGGAUGAGGCAUUGGCAUUGAUCAUUGGGGCGCUAGGUCCCAAGUUGGCGAUCCUGAAUCUGGAAAGCACUGGGUUCCGUGAAAGUGCAGCUAAGGCAUUAGAGAAAAUGAUAGGGAUAUACAAUACUCCAUCGAGCUUAGAGCCCCAAUUGGAAUACCUUAACCUCGCCAAUAAUGCCUGGACAACCAGCAGCAUUCAGGCUCUAGGACGCAUUAUCAUGCGGUUGAGACUUGAAAUUCCAUUGCCUCCCUCACCAUCUAUCACAGCUCCCAUAUCUAAAAAGCACGACAAGCCUACACAUUUAGAAAUGGGGCCCUCGGAAAGCUUCCUGGUAAUCAAUUCGAUGAUCAGGACCGCCCACAUGACGCUGCCCUCAGAUAGGCCGUGGUAUGAGCAACCAGACAUCCCCAGUUCGCACCAUGCUCUUACAGCAACCAAGGACUCCUACAGCCUGUCGGCAAUGAAGGCUCAAGACUCCAUCAGUGUGAACUCAAAACUCAAGGCACUCCGACUCUUGGAUGCUGGUCUUUCCGAGGGCGCAGCGCGUUACUUAAUUAGCUUACUGGAUGUUAACGUCCUAACUAAGCUUGAUCUGAGAAGGUGCAUCCGUCUAUUCAAGCCACGUGAGAUACUCUCAAUCCUCGCUCGUGUCUUCCCAAACUCUCCAUAUCUCCAAGAAAAUGACUCUCUGCAGCUGCAACAACAGCAGAGGCAAGCUAUUCCGCAAGCCCCGGCGCCUUAUGGCAUCGCAGGUGCCCCACAAAACUGUCUACGGCUUAUUCACUUGAAUCAGACAGAUGUAGACGACCAUGCAGCACGCAUCAUAGCCCAGGAUUUUGAAUCUGGUUUCUGUUGUAUAGAACGACUGGAUAUUGGAAGCAACCGCCUUACUCAUCAAGGAAUCACGCAUAUCUUAAAUGCACUAUGCAACAAUACAUCACUACAGCAUCUAAACCUCGGGCAGAACUUUAAUGCUCUCAAUUCAGUGUACCCAUCUGCAGCUUCUGCGCAAGCGCUUGCAACACGCGAAGCCUUCCAAAGAUUUAUGGCGGCCAACAAAACGCUUCAAGUCCUGUACUUUAUUUGUAUUGACAUUGAUGUGGUCGCUAAAGGGCUUGGCUCUAAUUCUACAAUCCGCUCAUUAGUAUUUGACCGAUUAGAGGGUACACUCAGUGACAUAGAAGCCUUCGGGCGGGCACUUGCUAAGAAUGAGUCGCUGAUGCGCUUCAAGGUCUACGAUAGUCGCCAGGACCCAUUUUUCCAAGCAUUUUAUGGAAAUAGCCAGCAGCCGCAACAGGCGUACAGUCAUCAACACCAACCAUCCUCGAAUCAUAUCAUGCAGCAGUACAUGAAGCAAUUCAACAGCUAUAAUAGCCGAGCACAACAAGUUCAAUAUGUCGAUCUGUUCAAAGAUUUCAAACAGGAAGCAAUCAGGACGAUCGAGAAGGCUAUUGCCUUUAACCAGACUCUUAUUGAAUUCCAAUGGCCUGAGGUGUUUGAUCGAUCGCAGCCUUGCACCGAGCGCUUGGAAGGCAUAUUGACCCGCAACAUGUCUUUGCUCAAGAAUGGUAUGAGUGCUGGCCACAAUAAUAACAGCAGUUCAGCUCAGGAGGGCAUUUUAGAAAGACAGACUGCUAGAGGCAACAAUAACAACAGGAUCAGCCGCACGCCUUCAGUCCUCUCCACGUCCUCAACGCUCUCUAGCAGCUCUAAUGCCUCCUCCAAUUCUUCGUUAAUAUCAUUAUCAUCUCAUGUAAAGGAUCAUUCACAGAGUGCCAACCGUAACCAGAGUGGAUAUGGUGGAUUUUUAACAACUUAUGGGGCACCAAGCGAUCCUUACGCAUAUAGUAUCCACAGUAGUAGCACUACAAGCCUCAAUAUCAACCAUGGAUCCAAUGGGAAUUCUGGCAAUAGUAGUGGCAGCUCAAUCAGAAGUGGGGGCGGGGGGAGCACCCUUGGAGGUUGGGACGAACGUAAGCUGUCAAUGCUAGAAGUAUCACCAUGGACUUUGAAUCAAUUCCGCAAUGCCCCAACGCGAGAGCAGCAGCAACAACAGCAACAGCAGCAACAGCAGCAACAGCAGCAACAGCAGCAACAGCAGCAACAGCAACGGACAAGUCGCGUGGAGGUCGCUGAGUCACAUAUAAUGCAGCGAUUUAAGAAAUGAUGAAUGUGAUACCCAUGUCAAUAAAAAAG
This is a messenger RNA of Lobosporangium transversale, 5499 nucleotides long. RefSeq lists its product as hypothetical. NCBI's taxonomy places the organism in Eukaryota, Fungi, Mortierellomycota, Mortierellomycetes, Mortierellales, Mortierellaceae. The coding region runs from base 215 to 5470 and encodes 1751 amino acids. The transcript is spliced from 2 exons. The record is from RefSeq and is a predicted model, not a curated record.